Molecule: messenger RNA, 1798 nt
Organism: Aspergillus brunneoviolaceus CBS 621.78
Lineage: Eukaryota; Fungi; Ascomycota; Eurotiomycetes; Eurotiales; Aspergillaceae
Product: proline permease PrnB
Exons: 1
Coding region: 354-1670 (438 amino acids)
Biological process (GO): amino acid transmembrane transport
Cellular component (GO): membrane
Molecular function (GO): amino acid transmembrane transporter activity
Source: RefSeq, a predicted model, not a curated record
CCCUGACCCAGAAGUUGCGACCAUGGAUGUUAAGCCCGGGACGAUGAUCGAGCGAGAGUUGUUCGAUGAGCGCUACAAGCCCACCCAGCGUGGCCUCAAGAGUCGCCAUGUCCAGCUGAUGGCGCUAGGUCUGUUUUGCUGCCACGACCACAGUACUGCAUCAUCGAGCUGACCUUCCAUGUCUUGCAGGAGGCACAAUCGGCACCGGCCUCUUCGUCGGAUCAGGUCAAGCGCUACACAUCGGAGGCCCCCUGUCGCUGUUGCUAGGAUACAUCUUCAUCUCGGGGCUCGUCUACGCGCUCGUCACCGGCCUCGGUGAGGUCGGGGCCUAUCUCCCGACCCACGGCGCAACCAUGGCCCACCACUCCGUCCGCUACGUGUCGCGCAGUCUGGGCUUCGCCAUGGGCUACCUAUACUGGUACAGUCUGGGGAUCCUGGUGCCCUAUGAGAUCGUCGCCGCAUCGAUGGUCAUCGACUACUGGCACCCGGACGUCAACCUCGCCGUCUGGAUCACGAUCAUGCUGGUGGUGAUCGUCCUCUUGAACUUCCUGCCCGUUUGCUUCUACGGGGAGACGGAAUUCUGGUUCGCGGGCAUCAAGAUCAUCACGCUGGUCGGCCUCCUGCUGCUGGCUUUCAUCCUCUUCUGGGGCGGCGGGCCCAACCGCCAGCGCCUGGGAUUCCACUACUGGAAGGACCCCGGCGCAAUGAACACCUACCUCGUACACGGGGACGCCGGCCGCUUCGUCGGCCUGCUGCAGUGCGUCGUCAAGUCGGCGAUCGCGUUCAUCUUCGCGCCGGAACUCAUCGUCAUCAGCGGCGGCGAGAUGGAGUCCCCGCGGCGCAACCUCCCCAAGGCCGCGCGCCGCUACAUCUACCGCCUGGUGAUUUUCUACAUCCUCGGCGCGCUCGCCAUCGGGGUGAUCUGCUCGUCCAACGCCCCGCAGCUGAUCAACGGCACCGGCACCGACGCCAGCUCGUCCCCCUGGGUGGUCGCGAUCUCCAACGCCGGCAUCCCCGUGCUGGACAGCAUCGUCAACGCCGCGAUCCUGACGUCGGCCUGGUCCGCCGGCAACUCGUUCCUGUACAUGUCCUCGCGCUCGCUGUACUCGCUCGCCGUCGCCGGCAACGCCCCGACCAUCUUCAAGACCUGCAACCGCUGGGGCGUCCCCUACCUCGCGGUCAGCGUCUCCGCCCUCUUCGCCCUGCUCGCCUACAUGGCCGUCGGCAGCGGCAGCUACACCGUCUUCAACUGGCUCAUCAACUUCACCAACACCUCCGGCUUCAUCUCCUGGAUCUGCUGCAGCAUCGUCUACUUCCGGUUCGACGCCGCCGUCAAGGCCCAGGGCGUCGAGAAGCCCUACGCCUCGCGCCUGCAGCCCUACGGCAUGUGGGUCGGCCUCGUCGGCUCGGUGUUCCUGGCCCUCAUCAACGGCUUCACCUGCUUCUUUCCGUCCGAGUGGUCCGCCAGUAACUUCUUCACCGCGUACAUCGGCAUCCCUGCGUUCGUGUUGUUGUAUUUCGGGCAUCGUGUGGUCUUCCGUCGCGAUCCGUGGGCCUGGAAACCCUCUGAGGUCGAUUUGGUGUCUGGGCUGCAGGAGAUUCUGGAGUCGGAGCGUCCGCCUCGGCCGAGGGAGACGUGGGCGCAGAAGUUACGGGUGCUGAUUGAGUGAUCCUUUCGGACGGGGGUAGGAGGAUGGGUUGGUGGGUGGGGUGACGAGCGGUCGUUUUGCUGGUGGAUGGUCAUAUUCUAUAGUCAUCCUCGAAGUCGAGAUAGAGACCGCGAAAUCUAAUACUGAAG